AUGUUUCGCUCUGCCCUUCCAUAUAUCACGUUGCUACGACUAACUAAUCAGCACUUGUUACGAAGACUGAGCACUUGCGAAGAGAUUGACCUGAGCAAACCGUGUACGGUAAUUUAUAAAAGCGGCACAGUUGCUUGCUGGCAUCCGGAGAGGUCGUUUCCCUACGAACAUUCCAAACCCAUUGAUUUAAAAGAAAUAGAAACGGAGAAACAGAGUUCAGGUGCGCUAAAUAAAGAGACCGAGUGCAUUACUGAUUUAGGGGGUUCAGUUGCACGUAUAGGUCCUCGUAAUUAUAUACUCCGUGAAAUAUUCUAUACUGGCAAGCACGAGUGGUAUACAAGGUACCGUGAGGAAAGAUUGCGCUCUGUGGCGGCACCUGACCCGAAGAGACGGGAGUGA
Loa loa (African eye worm) is the source of this 399-nucleotide messenger RNA. RefSeq lists its product as hypothetical. The transcript has 4 exons. The record is from RefSeq and is a predicted model, not a curated record. NCBI's taxonomy places the organism in Eukaryota, Metazoa, Nematoda, Chromadorea, Rhabditida, Onchocercidae. Bases 1 to 399 code for a protein of 132 amino acids.